This is a messenger RNA of Colletotrichum orchidophilum, 2052 nucleotides long. RefSeq lists its product as uncharacterized. Lineage: Eukaryota; Fungi; Ascomycota; Sordariomycetes; Glomerellales; Glomerellaceae. Gene Ontology annotation, biological process: transcription initiation at RNA polymerase III promoter. The transcript is spliced from 4 exons. Gene Ontology annotation, cellular component: transcription factor TFIIIC complex. Bases 1 to 2052 code for a protein of 683 amino acids. The record is from RefSeq and is a predicted model, not a curated record.
AUGGACACCGAGGACGAGCCUGUCAAUGAUGAGUUGGCGGAAGAGGGCGUCGCCAGCCAUGUUGACCCGAAAAAGACGGCCGGUGGCCCAUCAGUGUCCCACAAAGACAGCAACUCAGCACCCCGGUUCCCGAUCCCCAAGAGAACCAUGGGCGCUGUCGAAAUUCCCAUGAUUGUCAUGAACCUAGAUCGGACAGAAAAGGCGUUUGGUAACAUCUCGUCUUUCCAGAAUAUCCUUGACAGUGAGCGCAACACAAUUCCAUUCUAUCUCAACCCAGAGAGCCCUUUCCGCAGACCCAUCAUGUCUCACAGUGCUACGAGCCACAAUGUGGUUUUGAAGGUCACGGUCCCGAAGCGGACCGGCAGGAAAAGGAAGAGGGGGACGGACGGGCCGUGGGAAGGUGAAGUCGAGAUGCGAGAUGUGCCCAGGGCCAGCCCGACAGCGGAGGCGAUUUAUUCCAGGUCAAGGCUGGACAACCCAAAGCUCCUGCGACGGAAAAUGCAAGACAACGUCGAAAGUUACCAUGUAGAAGCCGUCGGCGUCAUCAAACACACCCACCGCUUCCGAGGUAUGGCGGAUUUCCAUUGGGGUCUCGAGCAGUCCCCUUUCAUUUCGAGGUUCAUGAACCAGGUCAUGCCUGGCGACAUCACCCAGAUGAGAAACUUCAAGUUCAUCGACGGUGUGGACAAGGGGCCAAACGUCGACAUCAUACCGCCGCCGGUAUGGACGCCUAUGACGCUUCCCUUCAUUUACAACUAUUCCCAAAACCCCUACGUCCGCACAGAGCUCGACCAGGCAGGCCAGACCCAGCUCAUCAACACCCAGCUGCCCACCCUCAUCGGCUACUUUCUUAAAGCAGACCAGUACCCCAUCCCGGCUGGCCCGCAGACCCCUUAUGACGGGUCCGACGAGGAGGUCACCCACUGCAUAGCCCGCAUGCAGGAGGCGAUGAACGAGCGGCCCAUCUGGACGCGCCGAUCUCUGAUGAACAAGCUCGGGUCUAUCGUCCGUAACGCCAACGUUAUGAAGCGUUGCGUCGGCUAUGUCGGCUACCAAUUCCGCGGCGGGCCCUGGCGCGAUGCAAUCAUCAAGUACGGCAUCGACCCGCGCAACGACCCGGCCUUCCGGACCUACCAGACGAUGAUAUUCAACAUGCGCAAGCUCCAGGCUGGUCACAUUGGCGAGACAUGGCACGCUAUCCGCAGCCUGCGCACCGAACAGCGCCAGCCCCAGGGCGACAACCACGAGUCCCACGUCUUUGACGGCAAGUCCUACUGGACCGACGGCAAGGUCUGGCAGAUUUGCGACAUUACAGAUCCCCUGAUUGCAAACAUCUUCGCUACCGCGCCGCAGCGUCCCGAGGUCGACAUCUACAACAGCGGCUGGUACCAUCAGGGCACUUGGGCCAAGGUGAAGGGCAUCAUGAAGACCAAAAUGAUUGCGAUUCAGUUUGGGCGCAAGCUCAAGGACGAGGACUUUGCAGGCAUCUAUGAAGUGCGCGACACGACGCCGCCUCCGGGAGCCUCGAGCGUCCACGUGCCGCUCCCCGACCUGGAGCUCACCGAUGCCGAGAAGCGCGUGCUGUACGGCCGACGGUUCAAGGAGCCAAAGAAGAAACGCAAGGGCACCGCCUACCGCGUCACAAAGUCGAACGGGCCGCGGGGCGUCGCAGCCGCGGCGGCGGCGGGCCGCGCUGCCGGGAAAGAGGACGAGCUCAUGUCUGGUGCGGAGGACAGCCUUGAUGAGGAUGACAGCGAGGGAGACGACGAUGAUGAUGACGAUGGCGAGUACGGUCCCGAGGAGCGCGUCUACGCACCCGUACCUGGGCUUGAUGAGGGUAUGGAGCGAGAGGAGGAGGAGGAGGGGCUCGAGGAGGAGUACGGUGAUGAGGACGAAGACGGAGAGGGCUACGGUUACGAUGACGACGGCGAAGGCUACGAUGAGACGCUCGUCUACGGCGAUACCGGCGAGCGGCGUGAUGUUGAGUUUGCAGAUGAACAGCCCGGCGAGACGGAUGUGGAUGCGGCGUACCCCUCGGCAGUCCUGCCUUGA